Cyprinus carpio (common carp) is the source of this 1823-nucleotide messenger RNA. It is a transcript of the gene mars2, whose product is annotated as methionyl-tRNA synthetase 2, mitochondrial. Lineage: Eukaryota; Metazoa; Chordata; Actinopteri; Cypriniformes; Cyprinidae. Gene Ontology annotation, biological process: methionyl-tRNA aminoacylation. The record is from RefSeq and is a predicted model, not a curated record. Gene Ontology annotation, molecular function: methionine-tRNA ligase activity; ATP binding.
CAAGACGGAGCUAAAAGACCCGGAUGUUCCCUCUCUCGCGUCUCGUGAUGAGGUCUCCGUGCCGUGUCCUCACUCGAGUCGGAGCAGCGCUAAGAUUAUCCGGUCACGCUCUCCACGGAAGACCUCCGCGCGUGUACGGUAUUCACGACCGUCAGGCCUCGCAAUGCUCGAAACCAUAUUACAUCACGACUCCCAUCUUCUACGUCAACGCGUCUCCUCACAUCGGUCACGUGUACUCCGCGGUCACCGCAGACUGCCUGCACAGAUACAAACUCUUAAAGGGAUACAACUCCAGGUUUGCCACAGGUACAGAUGAACAUGGUCUCAAGAUCCAGCAGGCAGCCAGUAAUGCAGGGAAAGAGCCUCUGAGCUUCUGCACCGAGAUCUCAGAGAGUUUCAAGCAUGUUUUCCAAAGAUGUAGCAUCUCUUACACGGACUACAUCAGAACAACAGAGCAGAGGCACACACGAGCCGUCGAAGACUUCUGGAUGGUUCUCCAGAGCAAAGGCUUCCUCUACAAAGGCACGUAUGAAGGCUGGUACUCCACUCCAGAUGAAAGUUUUCUCACUCCAGCUCAAGUCACUGAUGGCACAGACUCAGAAGGGAGACGGAUCAAGGUUUCCAGUGAGAGCGGCCACAAGGUGGAGUGGAUGAAGGAGGACAAUUACAUGUUCCGUCUAUCAGACUUUCGCACGGAAGUGCUUCGCUGGCUUCGAUCGAACCCGAAGGUCAUCCGGCCGGUGAAGUUUCAUGACUUGGUUCUCCAGUGGCUGGAGGACGAUGACAUCCCAGAUCUGUCAGUGUCCCGGCAGAAGAGCCGGCUCCAGUGGGGCAUCCCAGUCCCGGGAGACCCGGAACAAACCAUCUACGUGUGGCUGGACGCUCUGGUCAACUACCUGACGGUGGUGGGUUACCCUCAGAAUCACGCUCAGUGGUGGACGGCGGUGCAUCACGUCGUGGGUAAGGACAUCCUCAAGUUUCACGCUAUAUACUGGCCGGCGUUCCUCAUGGCUGCGGGGUUGCCUCUUCCUCGGAUGAUAUACGUUCACUCCCACUGGACGGUGGAGGGGAAGAAGAUGUCCAAGAGCCUCGGAAACGUGAUCAACCCGUUGGACGCCAUUGAGAAGUUCAGUGCGGAUGGUUUGAGAUACUUUCUCCUCAGACAAGGCGUUCCGGAUUCGGACUGCGACUAUUACGACGAUAAAGUCGUGAAGGUGUGCAACAGCGAGUUAGCGGAUGCUUUAGGAGGGCUGUUGAACCGCUGCACCGCGCCCUCGCUCAACCCCGCACAGCUGUAUCCUCGCUUCUCCAACACCUGCUUCCCAAAGGAAGAGAACUGUGGGAAAGCCGUCUCGGAUGAUUACAGGAUGAUGGAGGCUGUAUCAGCGCUUCCGGUCGUAGUAGAGCGGCACUUUGAGAAUCUAAACAUCUAUAAAGCACUGGAGGCCAUCAGCGCAUGCGUGCGCCUCACUAACAGGUUCGUCCAAAGACACGCCCCGUGGAAGCUGGACCGGAAGGAGGACCAGCAGUGGCUUGACACCAUCCUUCACGUGUCUUUGGAGUGCCUCAGGAUGUAUGGGAUACUCCUGCAACCUGUGGUGCCAGGGCUUGCUCAUAAAAUCUUAUCCAGGCUGGGAGUCGCGCCUGAGGAGAGGAGCUGGGAUUCUCUUAACUUCCUGAGGAGAUAUGAAGGAGGAGACUGUGUGUUGGAAGGACGAGCGCUGGGUCCUGAUUUGGGAGUGUUGUUUAGUCGUCUUGAGAGGAGCCCGGUGAAAAGGAAGACUCCCAAAAUGGCAACAACACAAGACGAGGGAAAAUCUUAA